GAGCAGUACGAAACUUAUUUCAGUAGAAUUUUUGGAACAAGUGAACAAUGUUACUAUCGGUCAAUUAAUUCUUAGGAUUUUGACUGAAUGGUCAAUUUCAUAUAGCUCCCCUUAUAUUUUU
Molecule: messenger RNA, 121 nt
Organism: Cetraspora pellucida
Lineage: Eukaryota; Fungi; Glomeromycota; Glomeromycetes; Diversisporales; Gigasporaceae
Source: the annotation of a GenBank genome assembly